Molecule: messenger RNA, 1764 nt
Organism: Parastagonospora nodorum SN15
Lineage: Eukaryota; Fungi; Ascomycota; Dothideomycetes; Pleosporales; Phaeosphaeriaceae
Exons: 3
Coding region: 1-1692 (563 amino acids)
Biological process (GO): carbohydrate transport; transmembrane transport
Cellular component (GO): plasma membrane
Molecular function (GO): carbohydrate:proton symporter activity
Source: RefSeq, a predicted model, not a curated record
AUGGCGAUACUCGAUCGCUUCAAGGCGCAGUCGCGCUCGCCAGCUUCUUCUGUGGCUGAUCCAGAGAAGAAGCCCCAGAUUCUUGAAAUUGGCAUGCGCCAGAUCUUUAGACCAAGGAUUAUCGCCAUGGCUAUCAUUACUUCAGGAUACGAUACCGGUCAAAUCUCAGGUUUUUUGGAGAUGCCAGACUUCCUAGAGAAGUUUGCCGACCAAAAUGAGAACGGCGAACGGUCAUUCAGCAACUGGAAAUCCGGUUUGAUAGUUGCAUUGCUAUCAAUCGGUACCCUGAUGGGUGCGCUCAUUGCUGCGCCCAUAUCCGACAAGUUUGGUCGCAAGUACUCCAUCAUCUUCUGGAACAUCAUCUUCUGUGUUGGAGUCAUCGUCCAAAUCGCAACCACCAACAUAUGGUACCAAAUCUCGCUCGGAAGAUGGGUCGCAGGUCUCGGGGUCGGUGGCCUCUCGGUCCUUACGCCUAUGUACCAGUCCGAAACUGCCCCAAGAUAUGUGCGCGGCGCAUUGGUGUCUUGCUACCAGCUCUUUAUCACCCUUGGUAUCUUUGUUGCAUACUGCAUCAACUUCGGCACGGAGAAGACCCCAAGUUCAGCGUCCUGGAAGAUCCCCAUGGGCAUUGGCUUCAUCUGGUCGUUCCUGAUGAUUGUCGGCAUUCUGUUCAUGCAAGAAUCCCCCAGAUGGGAAUACCGUCAGGGCAAAAUCGAAAGCGCGCGCCACACCAUCGCGCUCAGUUACGGCGUUCCAGAGGACCAUCCCCACGUCCAGACCGAGAUCCGAGAGAUCGAAGAGAAACUCGAGGCUGAACGUGCUGGCGGUGAACAUCACCCAUGGUACGAGAUCUUCACUGGCCCACGCAUGCUGUACCGUACCCUACUCGGUAUCACACUCCAAGCUCUCCAGCAGCUUACAGGCGCCAACUACUACUUCUACUAUGGCACCACAAUCUUCAACUCCGUCGGUAUCCAAAAUUCCUACGUCACCUCGAUGAUCCUCGGCGGCGUAAACUUCGGCAUGACCUUCCCCGGCCUCUACAUCGUGGAAAAAUACGGCCGCCGCCCUUCCCUCAUCUGGGGCGCGCUGUGGAUGUUCAUGUGCUUCCUCGUCUUCGCCUCGCUCGGCCACUUCGCCCUGCCCAACCCCGACGGCUCCACGAACCAGGGCAUCGGCUACGCCAUGAUUGUCUUCGCGUGCCUGUUCAUCUCCGGGUUUGCGAUGACGUGGGGCCCGAUUGUGUGGGCCGUCGUUGGCGAGAUAUACCCCUCGCGGUAUCGAGCCAAGUGCAUGGCGCUGGCCACUGCAUCCAACUGGGUCUUCAACUUUCUCAUCUCUUUCUUCACGCCGUACAUCACAUCGGCGAUUGAUUACCGCUACGGAUACGUGUUUGCGGGGUGUUGUUUCGCGGGCGCGGUGGUUGUGUACUUGUUUGUUUGCGAGAGCCAUGGGAGGUCGCUGGAGGAGAUUGAUACCAUGUAUAUCCUCGGUGUGACGCCGUGGAAGAGCAAGAAUUGGCACCCGACGCCAGGCGAGGAUCUGCCGAAUUUGGAUAGUACGUAUCUUACGCCGGGCGCGAGGGGCAUUCGAAAGAGGCAGGAGGCGAGGGUGCCGGAACAGUUGAGGAGAGAGGAGGUGCCGGUUACAGAGGCUGAUAUGCUGGCGUCGGGAGCGAGGCCGGUGCAAUAGAUUCAUAGCCGGACAUACGCUGUGCGUAUUAUUAGACAAAGCAAACAAUGCCAUCGACGUCUUUCAGUUGUA